This is a messenger RNA of Apodemus sylvaticus (European woodmouse), 2650 nucleotides long. RefSeq names its product adaptor related protein complex 1 subunit gamma 2 (gene Ap1g2). The transcript is spliced from 20 exons. The coding region runs from base 603 to 2561 and encodes 652 amino acids. Gene Ontology annotation, cellular component: Golgi apparatus; AP-1 adaptor complex; membrane coat. The record is from RefSeq and is a predicted model, not a curated record. Gene Ontology annotation, molecular function: clathrin-cargo adaptor activity. Lineage: Eukaryota; Metazoa; Chordata; Mammalia; Rodentia; Muridae. Gene Ontology annotation, biological process: receptor-mediated endocytosis; Golgi to vacuole transport; intracellular protein transport.
GCGAUGGGGAUCCCCUGCAGAGGCACCGCCAGUUGGCCAAACUGCUCUAUGUCCACAUGUUGGGCUACCCCGCCCACUUUGGACAGGUCCCUGAAACCUGCCUGCUGUCAUCUGGAUCAACACUUAAGCCUCCGGUUACAGAGAGAGUGAUGAAAUUCGAUUCCUCACAAGUGAAUCUGGCCUAAAGAAGGUUGUAGCCAGGAAGUUAGUCAGUGCCUGUGGUUUCACACUGCCCUUCCUGGUCUGCCUCCUUUCUUCCCCAUAGAUGGAGUGCCUGAAGCUCAUCGCCUCCCCCAGAUUCACAGACAAGAGGGUGGGCUACCUUGGGGCCAUGCUUCUAUUGGAUGAGAGGCACGAUGCCCACCUGCUGAUUACCAACAGCAUCAAGAAGUGAGAGGGUUCUGGGGCACUUGCCAUCAGGGCGCUGGGAGAGUGGGAACUGCAAAAUCCCCAGAGGGGGCUGCCAGCUUCCAGUAUUGUGACAAGCUGGUUUUCUCAGACUUGACUAACCAUCCUUCCAACCUUACAGUGACCUGAGCCAAGGGAACCAGCCGGUUCAAGGCCUGGCCCUGUGUACUCUGAGUACCAUAGGCUCUGCUGAGAUGUGCCGGGACCUAGCCACCGAGGUGGAAAAGUUGCUUCUGGAGCCCGGCCCCUAUGUGCGUAAGAAGGCUAUUUUGACUGCAGUGCACAUGAUCCGGAAGGACCCCGAGCUCUCCAGCAUCUUCCUCCCGCCUUGUACCAAACUGCUUCGUGAGCGCCAUCAUGGCAUCCUGCUGGGCACCAUCACGCUGAUCACGGAGCUCUGUGAAAGAAGCCCUGCAGCCCUCAGGCACUUUCGCAAGGUGGUGCCCCAGCUGGUGCAGAUCCUCCGGACUCUGGUGACGACAGGAUACUCCACAGAGCACAGCAUCUCUGGAGUCAGCGACCCCUUCUUACAGGUCCAGAUACUCCGCCUACUUCGGAUCCUGGGACGGAACCAUGAAGAAAGUAGCGAGACCAUGAACGACUUGCUGGCCCAGGUCGCCACCAACACGGACACCAGCCGAAAUGCAGGCAACGCUGUCCUGUUAGAGACCGUGCUAACCAUCAUGGCCAUCCACUCUGCGGCUGGCCUCCGGGUUCUAGCUGUUAACAUUCUUGGUCGUUUCUUGCUCAACAAUGACAAGAAUAUUAGAUAUGUGGCCUUGACAUCAUUGCUGCAGCUGGUGCAGUCUGACCACAGUGCUGUGCAACGUCACCGGUCCACUGUGGUGGAGUGUCUACAGGAAACAGACGCCUCCCUCAGCAGGCGGGCCUUGGAGCUGAGCCUGGCUCUGGUGAACGGCUCCAACGUGCGAGCCAUGAUGCAGGAACUGCAGGCCUUUCUGGAGUCCUGCCCCCCUGAUCUGCGGGCAGAUUGUGCCUCGGGCAUUCUGUUGGCUGCAGAGAGGUUUGCUCCCAGCAAGCGGUGGCACAUAGACACCAUCCUGCAUGUGCUGACCACGGCAGGGGCCCAUGUGAGGGAUGAUGCCGUGGCCAACUUGACCCAGCUGAUUGGAGAGGCGGAGGAGCUGCAUACCUACUCUGUGCGCCGCCUCUACAGUGCCUUAGCAGAGGAUAUCUCCCAGCAACCACUGGUUCAGGUGGCGGCCUGGUGCAUCGGGGAGUAUGGGGACCUCCUGCUGGAAGGUAACUGUGAGGAGACAGAGCCUUUUCAGGUGGAAGAAGAGGACGUGCUAGGCCUGCUGGAAAAGGUGCUACAGUCCCACAUGUCCCUGCCCGCCACUCGAGGCUACGCCAUCACAGCCCUUAUGAAGCUGAGCUCCCGGCUCCGGGGGGACAACAAUCGUAUCCGCCAGGUGGUGUCCAUCUACGGGAGCUGUGUGGACGUAGAACUUCAACAGCGGGCUGUGGAGUAUAACACACUCUUCCAGAAGUACGACCACAUGAGAGCUGCCAUCCUCGAGAAGAUGCCUCUCGUGCAGCGCAGUGACCCCCACGUUAAUGAGGAAGGAGAGGAGAAGCAAGCCGGGGCCCAGCUCGUGGAAGCCACAGCCCCUGUCCCCACAGAACCCCAGGCCACCAAACUCUUAGAUCUGCUCGAUCUCCUGGGUGACACUUCUGGGCGCGCUCAGGACCCUCCUCCCCUGGCUCCUUCCCCAGGGGAAGCCUUAAUUCAUCUCCUCGACCUUCCCUGUGCACCUCCACCCCCAGCUCCCAUCCCCAGUGUCAGAGUGUUUGAGCGGGAGGGCCUACAACUGGAUCUUUCUUUCGUGCGGCCCUCGGAAUCCCCAGCUUUGCUCUUAGUCACUGCCACCGCCACCAACUCCUCGAAGGAAGAUGUCACCCACUUCGUAUGCCAGGCAGCUGUGCCCAAGAGUUUCCAGCUGCAGUUACAGGCCCCCAGCGGGAACACAGCUCCAGCUCAGGGUGGUCUUCCCAUCACCCAGCUCUUCAGAAUCCUCAACCCUAACAAGGCACCUUUGCGACUAAAGCUGCGCCUCACCUACAACCACUCUGGCCAGUCAGUACAGGAGACCUUUGAGGUGGAUAACCUGCCUGUGGAGACAUGGCAGUAACUUACUGUUGUCAGUGUCUGGCCUGGGUGUCUCCAGCCUCCUGGUGUGUUAUUUGAGGAAUGGAAAUAAAGACGCACAUAAAUUGCAAA